AUUGUUUUUAUUCAAAAAAAAAAAUCAAACGCAUAAAAACUAUUGUUUGUUUGUUAUUUAUAAUUGAGGAGAUAUACCACUGAAACGGAAGUCUGCAUCGAAUCAGAUUUCACGGUCGAAGACGUUGAGUGAGAGUGGAAAGAGACCUAAAUAUAUAUAACAAUCCCUUAAUCUAAUACUUGUGCCGUUGGUAUCCCUGUCUAAACUAAUGAUAUUUGCCAUAUAACGGUGCGAUUCAAUUGCCCACACAAUCACCAUCGCUAUCAACACAUUAGUUAGUUAGUGAUUAUCACUCAACAGUAGCAGCACAUCGUUGUUGAAGAUGUCUCACACGAUAAGCACCUGUAUCUACCUGUUGAGUCUCAUCCUAUCACCUCUGGUGGUGACGCUUACCUCAUCUACAAGAACUGGAGCAAUCAGUGUCCGACCGCCUCGUUAUCGGACACUAUAUGCCUGCGAGGGAUCAGCACUUGAGAUAAUCUGUGAAGAAGGAACUCAUAUAAACCUAAUUCGUGCCAAUUUUGGUCGUUUUUCGAUAUCCGUGUGCAAUGAUAACGGAAACGUCGACUGGAGAGUCGACUGUAUGUCUCAUCGGUCGUUCCGAGUGAUGCAAGAAAGCUGUGGUAUGAAGAGGUCGUGCAAACUGCCGGCUUCUGCCAACAUGUUUGGUGACCCCUGUCCGGGAACAUUGAAAUACCUGGAAGCCCACUACCAGUGUAUGCCUGAUAACGCAUCGCCCUAUUCAACAGCCCGUCCACCGAACCAUUCAUUUAGAAAUCCAAUUAUACCGUCGUAUGAGUCCGGAGCUGAUAGUAGUAUUAGUAUUAGUAAUAAUAAUAACAACAAUAAUAAUAAGCCAUCGUUUGAGAGCACCGGUGCUAACUCUUCGCCUAAUCCGAGAAUCAUAUUUCCGGAAUCGUAUAAUCCGUCACAAAUGAUGCCAUUCCCGGCCAUUGAGAUGGACAGUGGCAAAGGACAGGGAUCAGAAGUUAGUCAAACGGAAUUUAAGACCAAACAGUCGAUACCAAACAAUAGUGAUAAUAGCGCACAACAACCUAUCGAUGCUUAUCCAAGAAUUAAUGAGAACGACAUCCCACCACCGGUUAAUCCGCCGAUUAUUUCCGAUAAUGAAACGCCUCUUAUUAAUACUGAUAGCGAUAAAACAGGUGUCAAUACUAAUAAUAGAGGAGAUAAUAGUAAUAAUGCCCAUCAAUACUACUCAUCGACACCGGAAAGCAAAUGGAUUACCAGUGGAUCAGAUGCCGACUCAAUCAAUACUAAUAAGCACAAUACGAUUACCAAUAAUAAUAAUAACUAUAUUAAUAAUAACAUGAAUAAUGAUAAUAAUGAUAAUUUAAACAACGAUAAUAACAUAAUGAUUCAUGAAAAUAGCGACAAAUUGGUUGAUCUAACCAUUGAUCACUGUCCGCCUGCAUUUUCCCGAGGUUUGUCCUGGAAUUGGACAUUAGCUGGUCAUGUGGCCAAUCAGUCUUGUCCGGCGGGUACUCAAGGAUUGGCCCGUUGGUCAUGUGUUUACUUGAAUGGCAGACCUCAAUGGACACAAAUGAAAGCCGAUAUGUCUGACUGUUCUUCAUUAUGGGUCUCCCAUUUGGAACACAGACUUAACUCAAAAAGCGAACCAAUUGUCUCAUUAGCCGAUGAAUUGGCCAAAGGUUGUCGAGAGAAGACAUUGUUUGGCGGCGACCUCUUCAGAGCCACAGAUAUUAUCAAUCAUUUGGUGCUCAGAACAGAAGGCAUACAAUACGAGACACACGACGAACAACAACGGAAUCAUGUCGUCAGAGAAAUGCUAAAUUCGGUUCAAGACAUAGUCAGCAGUCUCUUAGACGAUAGACAAGUGGAAGCGUGGAGUGAUUUGUCAACCGAUUACCAGAAGUCGGCCAUCACUUCACAGAUUAAUGCAUUGGAGAGAUUAGCUCUUCUGUUGGCUGAAAUCAAAACCCAAACCAGUGAUUAUCUAAGAGCUCAUCAAAAUAUCUUUUUAUCGAUUCACAUCCGGUCCAUACAAUCAGUAAGUCAUGGCCUACAUUUGCCACCGAUUGUGGACACCAUUGAAGAACUGCCAAAUGCCGUAACACUUCACUCAAACAGCAUCUAUCUCUCACCGCAAACACUGACCGACCAGUCGACUGCUUUUGGUGUCGUAAAAGUGAUUUUUGUUAUGUAUAAAAAGUUAGGACAUCUAUUAAAGCCAAAAACCGAAAGCACUGUUAUGUUGGCCGCUGACGGUGGCCUACAAUCACUUAAUGUAAGCCGAGUUAUAAAUUCAGAUGUAUUUGGCCUACACUUGAACACCGAGAGAUAUACACAACUGAGUGAACCGAUUGAGUUUACUUUGAAACACUUGAUCACCGAUAACGUAACAAACGCCAAGUGUGUCUAUUGGGACAUUGAUCGCCGUGACUGGUCUGACCAGGGAUGCUAUACUAUACGAUCAAAUCGCACCCAUACCUCAUGCAAAUGCAAUCAUUUGACCAAUUUUGCCAUUUUGAUGGAUGUCAACAAUGUUGAGAUCUCAUCGGGCAAUGAAUUGGCAUUGCGUGUCAUAACAGUGAUCGGUUGUACCGUAUCUAUCAUAUGCCUUACCAUAACGUUUAUCACAUUAGUCUCAUUCAGGAGCUUAAGAAGUGUCCGGACAACAAUCCACACCAAUCUGUGCCUUUGCCUUAUAAUUGCUGAACUGAUUUUCCUAUUAGGCAUAAAUGAGACAAAAGUCAAACUGAUUUGUGGUCUAAUAGCCUGUGGUCUUCAUUACUUCUUUUUGUCGGCAUUUCUCUGGAUGUUCUUCGAGGGCUUUCAGCUAUAUGUUAUGCUUAUUGAAGUGUUUGAUCACGAAAAAUCCAGAGUCAACUGGUAUUAUCUAUUGUCUUACGGCGUACCCGCCAUUUUGGUCAUCAUAUCGGCCAUCAUUGAUCCACUUUCAUACGGAACAUCCAAAUACUGUUGGCUUCGAUCGGAUAACUACUUUAUCUGGGCUUUUGUCGGCCCAGUAAUAGCCAUACUGUUGGCCAACAUUGUAUUCUUGGCCAUUGCAAUGACCACAAUGUGUCGACACAUACCGCACAUUACGGCCAACAAAACCAAAGAGCAGACAAAACUAACGAAUAUCAAUGGUGAAAAUAGUCUCGAAUUGAGGCGAAAUAAUCUUAAAAUAUGGAUCCGCGGAUCACUGGCUCUGGUAUUCUUAUUGGGGAUUACCUGGAGUUUUGGACUGCUCUACCUGUCCCGUGAAUCACUGUUUAUGGCCUACUUGUUCACGAUUUGCAAUUCACUGCAAGGAAUGUUUAUCUUUGUCUUUAACUGUCUGACCAACGAAAAAGUCCGCACCGAAUACCGAAAACUGUUUGAAGCUCUUAAUCUGAAACCGGUUUGCUUGGACUCAACGCCAUCCAAGUCGAUGGACACAACACGCGAACAAAUACCGUCAUCUUCAUUGACAACCGACCACAGAACCAGUCUUUAUGUGAACAAUACCGCCAAUACAGGCGCUCAUAAGGACGCCACAGCCAUUAACAUGUUUCCCGUCGCCAAUGCUAUCAAUUGCGAGUCAAUAGUUGGUACGGAAAGAAUUGUCAACAAUGCGGCACCAAAUGGUGUCAAUAUGGGUGCUCUAAUGAUGGCCGCCAGUGCCGAAAGCCCGAAAUUGCGACGAAUGACACAAAAGUAUUAUCUCACAGACGACACAUCAAGCGAUUACGGCUGCAAACGAUUGGCUCAGAGCCGAUGCCCGAAGAAUUCGUGUCGAGACUUAUAUGGUCUGCAUUCGGCCGCACACUUGGCCUCACAUUCGCCUAACUUUAUCGAACACAUCUACGAGUGCAUCGAUGAAGACCCAUAUGUGGCCAAACUUUUGUUGCCCGCCAUUCAGCGAUCACUCGAUGGCCAACACGCGCGCACAUUGAGUGACUCUUCGCGACACUCAGACAAUAGACCACUUAUAUCGUGUUCAACGUCUUCACCGCGAAGUCAUAACUUUCAUAUUCAAACACAAAAUACAGGCAAUCAUUUGCCGGCAAUAGUGAAGGAUAAUACAAAUAACAAGACGACAAUAAUCUGUUCAAAUCAAUUGUCAAAUCAACAACAGAGUCAGCCAUCGAUGGCCGUCCUCAACGGCAAUCAAGUGAUCUGCUGUACACUCAAUGACCAUCAACUCUGUGAUCAUAACAUCCAACAACAACAACAGCCAAUUGGCGCACAUCUUCGACAACAGUAUUUAGUGACAAAUGGAUUAAAUAAUUUGAAUCACUGUUUGACAACAACUAAGUCUCGACAUCUCACUAGUGAUUGUUAAUGAUAUGUCGGACAACAAACUGUUUUAUUUUGUUUUUUUGUCGAUGAAAACCCAUACUUAAAGUGACAAUUAAUUCAAAAAACGAUGUCUAAUCAAAAUUAUUUAUAAAAAAACAAAACAAAACUUUUUAUGUUUGUUCAAAACUUAAUACU
Messenger RNA from Oppia nitens, 4464 nucleotides. RefSeq names its product adhesion G protein-coupled receptor L3-like. Gene Ontology annotation, cellular component: membrane. Gene Ontology annotation, biological process: cell surface receptor signaling pathway; adenylate cyclase-activating G protein-coupled receptor signaling pathway. The record is from RefSeq and is a predicted model, not a curated record. Gene Ontology annotation, molecular function: carbohydrate binding; G protein-coupled receptor activity. NCBI's taxonomy places the organism in Eukaryota, Metazoa, Arthropoda, Arachnida, Sarcoptiformes, Oppiidae. Bases 323 to 4312 code for a protein of 1329 amino acids. The transcript has 14 exons.